Gordionus sp. m RMFG-2023 is the source of this 1182-nucleotide messenger RNA. RefSeq lists its product as uncharacterized. Bases 1 to 1182 code for a protein of 393 amino acids. The transcript has 4 exons. The record is from RefSeq and is a predicted model, not a curated record. Lineage: Eukaryota; Metazoa; Nematomorpha; Gordioida; Chordodea; Parachordodidae.
AUGUGCGUCAGGCAAUUUGAUGGGUCGGAAGUUGCCGGGUUGGGAAGAGCCAAAUUGGGAGUUAAUCUUAUUGAUGUAAUAUUCUUCCUGGAUUUAUGGGUGGUGAAGGAAAACGUGGAGACCAUUAUGUUUAUGGGUUGGGAUUGGAUUACUUAUGUAAUAGGUGAUGUUGAACGAGAAGAAAUUUCAGAAAAUUCUGAUAACAAAAUUGGUGAAAUUUCGGAAGAAGUAAUGGAUAGAUCAACCGGGGGAAUAAAUGAAUGGGAUACCGUGAAGAGUGCUAUUGCCAUUUUAGUUAGACAAUAUGGUAUAAUUUUUGAAGAAAAAUUGGGAUGCUUAAAUGAUUAUCAGGUGGAUGUUCAACUUAGAGAGGGAAUUAAUUUUGAGUGGAAGGAUGUACAGCAAAUUGCGUUUGAAAUUUUAAAGGAAAAAAUUGGAAAGGAGCCGGUUUUGGUAUGUUUUGAUAAUGAAUUGGAAAAUGUUUUGGCGGUGGAUGCUUCAAAUAAAGGAGUUGGUGGGGCGUUAUUACAGGUAAUAGAGGGCUUGGAGAGACCCGUGUUGUUUUUCUCGCGUGUUUUUCGUGAGGUGGAGACCAGGUAUUCUGUGAUUGAACAGGAGGCCCUGGCAGUGAUGUUCGGUUUGACAAAAUGCCGUGAGUAUUUGAUUGGUAAAAGAUUUGUAGUUUUUACUGAUCACAAACCGUUAAUCCACUUAUUCCGGAAGGACAAUCGGGAGUUAAUGAUGUCUCCCCGGUUACAACGUUGGUUGUUGUUGGUGGGCAGCUUUAACGUGGAGAUCCGAUAUCGUCGGGGUAGAGAGAAUUGUUUGCCUGAUAUUUUGUCCCGAUUAGGAUUAAAUGAAAGAAAUGACGAAGGGAAUAAGGAUAAUGUUCGGGACAAUGAGAAAGCAUUGGUGUGUUUGCUUUCGCAUAUGCUCCGAGGAGGUCCUACCAACUGGGAAGAACUUAAAGUCAGUACUUUAAAAGAUAAAGAGCUGAGUCAAAUAAAAUUAUAUUUAACGGGGAAAAAACCGUGGGAAAAUAAUGGUAAAAAUUUUAAGAAAAUUGAAAAGGAUGAUUGUGUAAUUAGGGCGAAUAGAGAGGCAAUUCCUUAUAAAUUACGUGGCAAAAUUUUUAAUUUAUUACAUGCGGGGCAUCAAGGUCGGGAAAGGAUGAAAUCUUGA